This is a messenger RNA of Cuscuta campestris, 872 nucleotides long. The record is from the annotation of a GenBank genome assembly. NCBI's taxonomy places the organism in Eukaryota, Viridiplantae, Streptophyta, Magnoliopsida, Solanales, Convolvulaceae.
AGACUCUGGAGAUUAUCUCUCUAUUGAGUGAAACUGUGAGCAACACGAUGGAAAUAUAUGCCUCUGACAGUCAACUUCAACUCAAAGAGAUCAACAAAGUCAAAGAGCAAAUAGCGAGUGUCACAGUUAGUCUCCAAAAACAGAUGUCCCUUCUCCAAAUGGACAUCAGAUCAUCCCUAGUAGUAGCUUCUGCAAAUCAGGUAGUGACCAAAGACUACUUGAAGGUGAUCAUUGACAAUCAAAAGGAAGCAUACAAGCUGUUCAGACUUAUUGGCGCAAAUUCUAGAAACCGCAAGAUGGACGUAAUUCUCCAACAACACAGUCCAUCUCCAAUACCACAGCUCCCUAUUGCAGUCAAAGAAGGAGAAGUAUCUUAUAUUCCUUCUCAUCUGAACAUGACAAAUCUAAUCCUUGAAGCACAGCAAAGAAAUCCGGAAAACUCAGCACAGCAUCUAUCCAGCUCAAGACUGGAUGGAACAAAAUUUAUAGGUACAGUUGUUGACCACUUCUCAAAUGAUGCUCAAUCAGAAGAGAGACGUGAAAAUUUAGGGCGCAUCAAAGAACUGUGUGGGAACAUGAAGGGCAUCAGUGAGGUUGCCGGAUCUUCAAAGCGCAAGAGAAACUGAAGGUUCUUUUCAUCAAAACAGGGGGAAAGUAUGUGAAAACACUAAUGUGUUUUGAUGAAAACACCUUCUUGUUUAAACAUUGCUUGAUUGGUUUAAACAUUGCAAUAUUGCUUCAACAAUUUUCUUAAUUGUGCUUAUUAUGCUUGAUUAUGCUUAUCUCAAGUAUGAUUCUGAGAAUUUUUUUUUGAAGCGCAUACAUUCAGGGGGAACUUAACUAGUUUUGGCUAAUAAUUGUUUUGGCUAUGA